Molecule: messenger RNA, 402 nt
Organism: Scomber japonicus (chub mackerel)
Lineage: Eukaryota; Metazoa; Chordata; Actinopteri; Scombriformes; Scombridae
Product: parvalbumin-like EF-hand-containing protein
Exons: 4
Coding region: 1-402 (133 amino acids)
Cellular component (GO): cytoplasm; nucleus
Molecular function (GO): calcium ion binding
Source: RefSeq, a predicted model, not a curated record
AUGGAGGACGACUUCCGCCCGCAGGUGAAGAAGGUUGCCGUGGCGAUGGGCGCAUCCCUCUCAGAGCAGGACAUCGACCGCAUGCCGCUGGGGAUGAGAACGCAGGGAAGCUUCAAUUACAACAGGUUUCUGGAGUACAUGAGGCAGUUCAAGACAUCAGAGGAGAGAGAGGAGGCCAUAAAGAAAGCCUUCGCCAUGCUCGACAAGGACGGCAGCGGCUACAUAGAGUGGAACGAGAUCAAAUACAUUUUGUCCACUGUGCCGUCUGCGACUCCGUCAGCUCCGCUCUCUGAUGAAGAGGCGGAGGCCGUGAUCCAGUCUGUGGACACGGACGGAGACGGACGCAUCGACUACAGAGAGUUCUCCAACAUGGUGAAGAUGGAGAAGAAACCAAAGAAAUAA